CAGUUAACGCCGGAGAGUGAUCCGCUUAAGAAGUCGCUAAAACGCAAAGUCGCCGUUGGGAGAGUUUAACGGUUCGCCGAAGGGGAUCCAUGCCCGCAGUUUCCUCGCGGUUUUGCGAUAAAUAAUCCAGCGAAGCUCGCCGCAAUUUUUCAUUCGUUAUUCCGCUUCCAAGUUCUACGUCGGUCGCCCCUCGCCGGAUAGGAUUUUAAGUGAUAUACUCGAGAAAUUUUUUGUACUUUAAUUUUCCGAUACUCAGGAAGGGCAGGCCGCACCGAUAGCGAGGAGGGCUUCUCGCGGCAGCGCGGAUCUUUGGACGGACCCUUCGCAGCGGAGGAUCGUCGCCGAACGAUCGGGAGUCGUUGGUCGUCGAUCGGCACGAGUGGGUCGCGACGUCGCAGCGCCCUUUCAGCGCCCGGUUCCGUUCCACUGGUCACGCGGGAUUCCUGAGACGGGGACGACGAGCGGUGGCUCCCGCUGCCGCUGGCGCAUAUACAUAUUCCUCUACCACCUCUAGCCGCACGAAACGCACGGCGUGGUGUAACGUAGCUCACGAGGAGUGGAGGUAGCCCGCAAAAUGAAUAACAAUGAUAAGUCAGUCGAGAGCGGGAACUCCGCCGAGGAGGAAGACGAGAUGAUCGCGACCGAGCGCGACCUGGCCGAGGACGCCAAGUGGAAGAGAAUACAGCGCAACACGUUCACCAGAUGGGCCAACGAGCAUCUGAAAUGCGCCAACAAAACGAUCGGCGACCUCGAGUCCGACCUCUCCGACGGACUGAGGCUCGUCACCCUCAUAGAAGUCCUGUCGCAGAAGAAGCUGCCGAAACACAACAAGAAGCCGAACUUCAGAUCGCAGAAACUGGAGAACGUCUCGGUAGCCCUGAAGUUCUUGGACGACCAGGGAAUCCGCAUCGUGAACAUCGAUUCGUCGGAUAUCGUUGACUGCAAACUGAAGCUGAUUCUCGGCCUGAUAUGGACCCUGAUUCUCCACUAUUCGAUCUCCAUGCCGAUGUGGGACGGCGACGAAGGGGAGACACCGGACAAGGGGGCCACUCCGAAGCAAAGACUGAUGCACUGGAUCCAGGCGAAGGUCCCCGACCUGCCGUUCAACAAUUUCACAUCGGACUGGAACGACGGUAGGGCCGUCGGGGCUCUGGUGGACGCGGUUGCCCCGGGACUGUGCCCCGAUUGGCAGGACUGGAACCCCAAGGACGCCGUUCAAAAUGCUUCCGAAGCCAUGGGACUCGCCGACGACUGGCUAAACAUACCGCAGCUGAUCAAACCGGAGGAGAUGGUGGACCCCAACAUCGACGAGAUGUCGAUGAUGACCUACCUCUCGCAGUAUCCCAACGCAAAGUUGAAAACGGGCGCACCGUUGAGAGCAAAGACCAAUCCGAACAGCGUCCCACCCCCGCGAGUACGAGCCUACGGUCCAGGGAUCGAGCCGACCGGACCGGUCGUCGGUGCUCCCGCCAAUUUCACCGUGGAGACCUUCUCCGCCGGCAAAGGAAACGUCGAGGUGGUCGUCGAGGAUCCCAAGGGCGCCAAACUUCCGGCCGACGUCAGGUUCAACAAAGACAGGAAUCUCACUUACGCGGUGUCCUACACCCCGAAGGUCGAGGGUCCCCACAAAGUGAAGAUCCAGUUCGCCGGAAGACCGAUUCCCAAGAGUCCCUACACGGUCAGCGUCGAAGGUCACGCCGGCGAUCCCGCGAAGGUCAGCGCCAGCGGCCCGGGGCUCCAGCCCGACGGCGUCGCCGUCAACAGACCCACCUUCUUCGACGUGUUCACCAAGGACGCCGGACGCGGCGUACCGGAAGUCAUCAUCCUCGAUCCUCAGGGUUCGAACACCUCCGUGCCGGUAAAACUUCGGCAAACCUCGCCGGACGUCUGGCGCUGCGAGUACGUUUCACCGGUGAUCGGUCUGCAUUCGGUGAACAUUUUCUUCGCCGGUAAACCGAUACCCGGAAGCCCGAUCGGCGUUAGGGUAUCGCCGGUUUCGGACGCCAACAAAUGCCGCGCGUUCGGCAGAGGACUCCAGCCGAAGGGAGUCCGAGUGAAGGACGUCGCCGAUUUCAAGAUCGUCACCAAAGACGCCGGAGAAGGAGUCCCGGAAGCGAGGGUGAUCGCGCCCGGCGGCGUCAACCUGCCAGUUCGGAUCGCCAAAAUCGACCCUACGACCUACCACUGCGAUUACACGCCGCUGAAAGAGGGUCGUCACGUUGUGAUGGUGACGUUCAACGGCAAGGAAAUUCACAAGUCGCCCUACGACGUGAACGUCGGCCCUUACAAGGAAUCGGCCAUCAGGGUUUUCGGGCCGGGGCUGCACGGCGGGGUCGUCGGCUACCCGGCCAAGUUCACCGUCGACACCAACGGCGAGACCGGGGGCCUCGGCUUCUCCAUCGAAGGGCCUUCCAAGGCUAAGAUCGACUGCCACGACAACGGCGACGGCACCGCCGACGUCACCUACUACCCGACGUCGCCCGGACAAUACUCCGUCCACAUCAAGUGCGACGACGAGGACAUACCCAAGUCGCCCUACAUGGCGGAAAUCCUGCCGAAGGUCGACUACGAUCCGGACAAGGUCGAAGUCCACGGUCCGGGGAUCCAGCCCGACGGUGUGGCGCGGGACAAGCCCACGAACUUCACGGUGGACUGCAAGAAGGCCGGCAAAGCGCCCUUGGAGGUCGAAAUCCAAGACGCGCUGGGUCGCCCUGUCCCGGUCAAGCUCGAGGACAAGCGAGACGGAACCAUUCAGGCUCAUUACACGCCGACCUCGGGGUCCCAGCACAACAUUCAGGUGAACUACGGCGGCGUUGGUACGAAAAAAUCACCGUACAGGGUCGGCGUCGCGGCGCCCCUGAACCCAGCGAUGGUUCAGGCGUUCGGUCCGGGUCUCGACAAGGGUGUGAAAACGAACACGCCGACGCACUUCAACGUCGACUGUCGCGAGGCGGGUCCCGGCGCCCUGGACGUCUCCAUGGCGAGUCCGGAGGGCCGCGAUCUGCCGAUAACGCUGAGCGACAACGAGGACGGCACGUACACCGUCGACUACGUCGCCCCCCAGCCGGGUAACUACACGGUGGACCUCAAGUACGGAGGUCUGAAGGUCCCCAAGUCACCGAUAAAGGUCAACGUCCAGCCCCACGUCGACGUGUCGAAGAUCAAAGUCGACGGACUGGAACCAACCGCACCGGUGAACAGUCUCCAGCAGUUUCGCGUUAUAACGAAAGACGCUGGGAAGGCGGAGGUUCAAGUGGCGAUCACCACCCCCUCGGGGAACCGCGUCAAGGCCCACAUCGUGCCCACCCACGAGGGUUUCCUGGUGAACUUCACCCCCACGGAACUCGGGGAGUACCUGCUCGGCGUGAGUUUCGGGGGGGAGCCGAUAACCCCGCAGCCCUACCGGCUGACCUGCGUUCACGGCAGCGACCCCGCCAAGGUCAGGGCGAAGGGCCCGGGGCUGUCGCGCGGCGUGGUCAACAAGCCCGCCGAGUUCGUUAUCGACACCAGGGGCGCCGGGCAGGGCGGGCUCGGCGUUACCGUCGAAGGCCCCUGCGAGGCGGCCAUAAACUGUCGCGACAACGGCGACGGCACCUGCUCCGUCGCCUACCUCCCCACGGAACUCGGCGACUACGGGAUCAACAUCACUUUCAACGAACGUCACAUACCGGGGUCGCCCUUCCAAGCGCUCGUGGCGCCCGAGGCCGACCUCUCCAAGAUCAAGGUCUCGGGGAACGGCAUUCAACCUCACGGUCUGUACGUGAACAGCGCGACCGAUUUCACCGUGGACACGAGGGCGAUCGCGAAGACGAAGGGCGACGACGGCAAGGUGUCCUGCACCGUCACCAAUCCCAGCGGCGCGAGAACCGAAAAAGUGAUAACUCCGCAAGCGGACGGCACAUACCGAGUGAGCUACACCCCCUUCGAAGAAGGUCCCCACACCAUAGACAUCCUAUACGACAACGUCCCGAUCCCGGGCUCGCCGUUCUCCGUCAACGUGAAAAAGGGAUGCGACCCGAGCAAGUGCAGGGCUUACGGACCCGGGCUCGAGAAGGGCUGCGUCGGAAAGUCGAACCAGUUCACGGUGGAGACGAAGGGCGCGGGCACCGGGGGUCUAGGGCUGGCGAUCGAGGGCACCAGCGAGGCUAGGAUGACCUGCAAGGACAACUACAACGGUUCGUGCAGCGUGGAGUACGUGCCGACGGAGCCCGGCGAUUACGACAUAGCGAUAAAGUUCGCCGAUCAGCACAUACCCGGAUCACCGUUCAAGGUCCAGGUGGAGAAGGUGGUCGACCCGAACGAGGUGACCGCGGUGGGUCCGGGACUCGAUCCCGACAAGGUUCGCGAAGGGAUACCCGCCAAAUUCAUCGUCGACACGUCGAAUUCGGGUGUCGCCCAGCUCGACGUCAAACUGAAGACGGACAAGGGCUCGAUCCAGAAGCCGGACAUAAACGACGUCGGGGAAGGCGUCUACGAGGUGACCUACCAGCCACCGGUCGCCGGCAGCAACGUUCAGGUCGGCGUCACCUACGGCGGACAGGACGUGGCGGGCAGCCCGUUCAAAAUCAAGGUCAAUCCGACCGUCGAGCCCGGCAAGGUCGUUCUGUCGGGGCCCGGCGUGGCGCCCAAAUUGCUCGCCUCCUUCCCCACGGAGUUCUUCGUGGACACCUCGAACGCGGGCUACGGCGACCUCGAGGUUCAAGUUCUGGGACCAGAUCAGAGGCCGCGCAAGGUGGAGGUCCAGGACAUCGGCGACGGAAAGUUCAAGGCCGCUUAUCUGCCGGACGACUGCGGGGCGUACAAGGUGAACGUGAAAUACGGUGGCAAGGAGGUGCCGGGCUCCCCUGUGACGGUGCAGAGCCAGUCGACCGGCUCGGCCAAUCAGUGUAAAAUAAAGGAGGGCAUACAGCGGACCCUGGCCCAGGGCGAGGAGUACUGCAUCACGGUGGACACGGAGAACGCGGGUCGCGGCGCCGUCACCUGCCGCAUACGUUCCACGUCCGGAAGCGACGCCGUCGACAUCGACAUCGAGGACAACGGCGACGGCACCGUCAACGUCUACUACAAGGUGGCCGACGCCGGCGAAUACACGCUGAGCAUCAAGUUCGGGGGUCAACCGGUUCCCGAAGGUUUCUACACUUUUGUGGCGUCGGAGGAGUACAGAGAGCACAGCAGCAGCCAGAAGAGCCAACGGAGGAAGAGUUCCGUCCAGCAACACCUACUCGAAGAGAGGAGCACCAGCAGCACCACCCUUCAGGAAAGUUCGAGCGUCACCACCAAGAGGAGCACCGCCCAGAAGGACGCGACGAAAUUAAAGUUCCGCGACGUUCAGCUCAACCAUCUGCUUCUACCUUCGACCGGCGGCGUGGUAACAUCCGAGGUGAAAAUGCCCAGUGGAAACGUGGACAAACCGGAGAUCGAGGACAACCGCGACGGUACGGUCUCCAUAAAGUACGGGCCCAGGGAAGAGGGUCUCCACGAGGUCUACGUGAAGUUCAACGGCGAGCAUGUUCAGGGUUCCCCGUUCAAGUUCCACGUCGACUCGCUGUCCAGCGGUUACGUGACCGCUUACGGUCCCGGACUCAGCCACGGCGUUUGCGGCGAACCCGGCAAUUUCACCAUAUCGACGAAGGGCGCCGGCGCCGGCGGACUAUCACUCGCCGUCGAGGGGCCCAGCAAGGCCGAGAUAUCCUGCCACGACAACAAGGACGGCACCGUAUCAGUGUCCUACCUGCCCACCGCACCCGGCGAGUACAAGAUAUCCGUGAAAUUCGCGGACAAGCACAUCAAGGGCAGCCCCUACGUAUCGAAGAUAACGGGCGAGGGCCGCAAGCGGAACCAGAUAUCCGUCGGAUCGUCGAGCGAGGUCACCCUGCCCGGAAACGUUUCCGAGGAGGACAUCCGCGCCCUCAACGCCUCCAUCACCGCGCCCAGCGGCCUCGAGGAGCCGGCCUUCCUCAAGAAACUGCCCAGCGGCAACAUGUGCGUUUCGUUCACCCCCCGCGAGCCCGGGGCGCACACCGUCUCCGUGAAACGGAUGGGCAAGCACAUACCGAACUCCCCGUUCAAGAUCGACGUGCAGGAGCGGGAGGUGGGGGACGCGAAGAAGGUGAAGAUCACCGGUAACGCGCUGAAGGAGGGCAAGACCCACGUGGAGAACACCUUCUCGAUCGACACCAGGAACGCUGGCUUCGGCGGGCUCUCCCUCUCGAUGGAGGGACCCAGCAAGGCGGAGAUCCAGUGCAAGGACAACGACGACGGCACCCUGAACAUCUCCUACCGACCGACCGAGCCCGGCUACUACAUAAUGAACCUGAAGUUCGCCGAUCACCACGUCGAGGGUUCGCCGUUCACGGUGAAGGUAGCGGGCGAGGGUAGCAACCGUCAGCGCGAGAAGAUCCAGCGCAAGAGGGAGGCGGUACCGAUAACCGAGGUCGGCAGCCAGUGCAAGCUGACCUUCAAGAUGCCCGGCAUAACGUCGUUCGAUCUGGCGGCUACCGUGACGUCGCCCGGCGGCGUCACGGAGGACGCGGAGAUCAAGGAGGUCGAGGACGGACUCUACGCCGUCGCCUUCGUACCCAAGGAACUCGGCGUUCACACGGUCUCCGUGCGCUACAAGGAGAUGCACAUACCCGGCUCGCCCUUCCAGUUCACCGUGGGUCCCCUGAGGGACGGCGGCGCCCACCGCGUCCACGCCGGAGGGCCCGGCCUCGAGAGGGGCGAGCAGGGCCAGCCCUGCGAGUUCAACAUCUGGACGCGGGAGGCCGGUGCCGGAACCUUGGCGGUCUCGGUGGAGGGCCCGAGCAAGGCCCAGAUCGACUUCAAAGACAGGAAGGACGGCAGCUGCUACGUCAGCUACGUCGCCGGGGACCCUGGCGAGUACCGCGUCGGCAUCAAGUUCAACGAUCAGCACAUCCCCGACUCACCGCACAAGGUGUACAUAUCGCCGGCGGUCGGUGAUGCCCACAAACUGGAGGUGGCCCAAUUCCCCGACAGCGGAGUACAGCCCGACAAACCGGCGACCUUCCUCGUACGCAAAAACGACGCCAAGGGCGAACUGGAUUCUAAGAUCGUUUCGCCGAGCGGAACGGAGGACGACUGUUUCAUCCAGUCGAUCGAUUCGGAGACGUACUCGGUGAGAUUCAUGGCCCGCGAGAACGGUAUCCACAACAUCCACCUGAAGUUCAACGGUGUCCACAUACCGGGCAGCCCGUUCCGCAUCAAGGUCGGCAAGGUCGACGCCGACCCCGCAGCCCUUCACGCCUACGGUAACGGUCUCAAGGAGAUCAAGACGGGGCAGAAGACGGACUUCGUGAUCGACACGUGCAACGCGGGCGCCGGUUCGCUCGCCGUUACGGUCGACGGUCCCAGCAGGGUAGCCAUGGACUGCACGGAGGUCGAAGAGGGCUACAAGGUCAGGUACACGCCGCUGGUACCCGGCGACUACUACAUCAGCAUCAAGUACGACGGCUACCACAUCGUCGGCUCUCCUUACAAAGUAUCGUGCAUCGGUGCCGACCUGGCGGAGAGAGGGGCCCAGGAGACGAGCACCGUCGUCGUCGAGACGGUACAGAAAAUAUCAAAGUCCAAGCAAGUCGGACCGGUUCUACCCCUGUUCAAAUCCGACGCCACCAAGGUCACCAGCAAAGGCAUGGGCCUGAAAAAGGCCUACCUCGGCAAGCAGAAUCAGUUCACCGUAAACGCCGGGGAGGCCGGGAACAACAUCCUCUUCGUCGGUAUCCACGGACCGAAGGGUCCUUGCGAGGAGGUCUACGUCAAGCACACCGGAAGACACAAUUACAACGUGAGUUACCUGGUACGCGAACGCGGCGAGUACAUCGUACUGGUGAAAUGGGGAGACGAUCAUAUUCCCGGAUCGCCCUACAAGGUCGAGGUCUGAGGCGAUCCCCCUUCGUCAUCCCCCCCCACCCCCCACCCCCCCAAAAAAAAAAUCAUCAUCGUCGUCGUCGUCCGAUCGACCGCCGAUUACGGCGAGACGCAUUUUUUUCAUUCGUUUACCGAUCGGAUCGAUUUUUUCUAUUCCUAUCUCCCGUACGUUACACGGUCGGACUCGUCAGAUUUACGUCCGAUG
This is a messenger RNA of Athalia rosae (coleseed sawfly), 8092 nucleotides long. It is a transcript of the gene cher, whose product is annotated as filamin-A. Lineage: Eukaryota; Metazoa; Arthropoda; Insecta; Hymenoptera; Athaliidae. The transcript has 24 exons. Gene Ontology annotation, biological process: actin cytoskeleton organization. Bases 575 to 7900 code for a protein of 2441 amino acids. The record is from RefSeq and is a predicted model, not a curated record. Gene Ontology annotation, molecular function: actin filament binding.